AUGCCCAAAGGAUUCCUGGUAAAAAGAAACAAGAAAUCUGCACAUGUUUCCUACAGGACUCGCUCAGACGAAGAUGACCUCCAGGAGCCACCCAAACCAGCUGCCUUGCCGAGUCAGGCGAACCCCUCCCCGCCGAUGUCCGUGGCGUCCAGUCCGGACCGCGCCGCAGCAUCGCCGAAUUUCACAGCAGCUGAAGCGCCGGUGCCAAGAAUGGGGAAGCCGGCGCAGUUCGGCAACCCCGAGGCGGUGUGCCAAGCCCUCUACAGCCCCACCCGGCCCAUCAGCAAGGAGCACGACAGGGGAUAUUUUGAGCGAAGUUUCAAUCUGGGCUCGCCUAUUUCUGCCGAGUCAUUCCCGACACCUGCAUCCCUCUCCGGCCUGGAUCAUCUCCUCUACGCUCCGGUCGACCUGAAAAUCGGUACCAGCAACAGCAGCCGCAGCGGCACCACCAGCAGCAACCUCCCGGCACCAAGCAAUCGGGUCGGCACCAAAAGACCUGCAGGUGACGGUCCAGAACGCAAGCCUAAACCCGCCCCCAAGAAACCCAAAGCCAUUAGAAAACUCAACUUUGAAGACGAGGUGACGACUUCUCCUGUGCUCGGUCUCAAAAUCAAAGAGGGGCCGGUGGAGGUGAAGCCGAGGGCGCAGUCCUCCGGAGGAAACAAGCCUUUGGGGGAGUUUGUGUGUCAGCUGUGUAAGGAGGCGUACGCUGAUCCUUUCUCCCUGGCUCAGCACAAGUGCUCCCGCAUCGUCAGGGUCGAGUACCGGUGUCCCGAGUGUGAUAAGAUGUUCAGCUGCCCGGCCAACCUCGCCUCUCACCGCCGCUGGCACAAACCCAGGACCACCGGCGCACCGGCGAUGCCACCCGCACAGGGCAUCAAAGCUGAAAUGGCCAAAAUGCCACCACUAGGUGUCAAGUCAGUCUCCGACGAAGCCAAAGACAUGAGCGACAGAGACACCCCGAGUCCAGGUCUGUCCGAGUCGGGCUCUGAAGAUGGCUCAUAUGACUGCCAGUUCUGCGGGAAGAGGUUUAAGCGACAGGCAUACCUAAGAAAACACAUCAUGGGACACCAGGCCUUGCAAAAGAAAGUGCUGGAGGAGCACGGGUUUCAAACCAGCGACCGCGCAGCAGAGCAGGCUCCGGUGCCAACCUCCUCCGCCACCCCCUCCUCCUCAGCAUCAUCAUCAUCAUCAUCCUCAUCCUCAUCAUCAUCCUCAGAGGAAGUCUCAAACCAAAGCCCCCUCAAUCUAAGCCCGGUGGACUGCCUGCUGUGCCCGGUGUGCGGGGAGAGUUUUACCAGCAGGGCCGGCCAGGAGAGACACCUGCGCCUCAUGCACUCCUCCCAGAUUUACCCGUGCAAAUACUGCCCCGCCACUCUCUACAGCUCGCCGGGGCUCACCAGGCACAUAAACAAGUGCCACCCCUCUGAGAACAGGCAGGUGAUCCUGCUCCAAAUGCCGGUGCGCCCCGCCUGCUAA
Molecule: messenger RNA, 1479 nt
Organism: Scomber japonicus (chub mackerel)
Lineage: Eukaryota; Metazoa; Chordata; Actinopteri; Scombriformes; Scombridae
Gene: insm1b
Product: insulinoma-associated 1b
Exons: 1
Coding region: 1-1479 (492 amino acids)
Biological process (GO): neuron differentiation; negative regulation of transcription by RNA polymerase II; regulation of cell cycle process
Cellular component (GO): transcription repressor complex; nucleus
Molecular function (GO): RNA polymerase II cis-regulatory region sequence-specific DNA binding; DNA-binding transcription repressor activity, RNA polymerase II-specific
Source: RefSeq, a predicted model, not a curated record